GCCUGUGGGCAAAGGUCCUUCCAAUCAUUCCUCCCUAUGUCGUUUCCAUUUAUCUCACGAUCAUAAGGUCUCAGAGUGAGAGAGUGGUAUUACUAUUGGCGAAGCUUGUUAAGGAAGGAGCUCUACAUUGAAGCUGGGCCUGCGCCAUUUCUACUUUUCUCUGGUGCUCCUGUGGACAAGUACCUUGAAUAGCAUGUAUGACAUCUGAGACGUUGUAAAUGAAAAGGAUUGGUUGCCGGGAAUGAUAUAAAUGAGAUCCUUAGGCAAGACAAUCUAUUAACAAUCGGUGGGUUCAAAGAUGGGGUAUAAAUGAUAAGAAGUGGCAGGCGAGAAAGAAGGACAGAGAGUAUGGCACAUCAGGCAGGGAAGUGGAAGUGCUGCAAUGUAAGUGGAAGCGUGGUAGCGAAGGGAAUGAUGUUGUUGCUGGGGAUGGUGGUAGGGGUGUACAUGUUGGGGCCGCCUCUUUAUUGGCAGGUGGUUGAGGGGGUGGCAUCGGCAUCUACUUGUCCUGCUUGCCGCUGUGACUGCCCAUCUGAAUCUAUGGUCAAUAUUCCCACAGACUGUGGGAAGCGUGAUCCUGCAGCAAGAGAGGAGAUGGAAAACAAUUACACAGAUCUUCUGUCCGAGGAGUUGAAGGUACAGGAAGCUGCAGCAGCAGAAUCUCAGCAGAAGGCAGAUAUGGCAUUGCUUGAAGCCAAGAGAUUUGCUUCUCAGUAUCAAAAAGAAGCAGAGAAGUGUAAUGCUGGGAUGGAAACAUGUGAAGAAGCUAGAGAGAGGGCAGAGGCCACAUUAAUAGCUGAGAAAAAAUUGUCAGAAUUGUGGGAACAGAGGGCUCACAAGAUGGGCUGGAAAGAGGAAAUGGCCCAGUAUGACAAUGCACAAACUGGGAGAGCUCUCCAAAAUAGAAAUGCAGCGGACCUGAAGACAACAAUUUAAACGAAUUUACAAAUGAUAGGACCAUGCAAAUCUUGUAGGAUAAAGCUUUUAGGCCGAUUUUAAUGAUAUGUUCUUGUGGGUCUAGGUGCGGAAUGCUAUCAACUUGUUUUCUUUCAAUUAAGCUUUGAAAGAAACAAGUGACAAAUUGAGAGUCAAAUUCUGAAAUGCAUGGAGGUUCAAUUGCAAUGGCUGCAGAGAGUGACACAUUCAAUUUACAACAGAAUAGGCAGCAUACUUCCAUGUAAAAUCUGAUGAUUAUAUUCUUUGCUCUGGAUCAAUGGGCGUCUAAAAGUCUGAUUCAUUUUGUUGAUUGUUGCAGUAAAGGUAAUAUAGUCUAUUGCUACACAGCCAUUUAUCUCUUGAGGUGGAUGAUAUUUUGAAAACGAAAGUUCAAAGGGGUGAUUCGGCUCAUCUCUCUGAUUUUUUUCAACUUGGUGGAAUCAUAUGGACACUAGUUAUUGUGGUUGCCUUUCAAUAGAACUAAUUGUUCCUUA
Messenger RNA from Cryptomeria japonica (Japanese cedar), 1430 nucleotides. RefSeq lists its product as uncharacterized. The record is from RefSeq and is a predicted model, not a curated record. The transcript is spliced from 2 exons. Bases 310 to 936 code for a protein of 208 amino acids. Lineage: Eukaryota; Viridiplantae; Streptophyta; Pinopsida; Cupressales; Cupressaceae.